GUCUGUUUUCAAACACUAAAGAUGCUCAUUUGUUUUUUAUUAUUUUACCUAUCGAACUUGUCGAGUAACAUAGUGUUAGGUCAGUUAACAGGAUUGAGUGCUUUCGGGUAUCAUAGCAGAGUGGGAGUGUCGAAGGCAGAUGCGAUCUUGCGGUCUGAGAGUGUGGUGGGGAGGAUAGUGGGGGGCUCGCAGACAGCCACGACUGAUGCAUAUCCGUAUAAGGCUGGUAUCGUAGUAACUCUAACCUCCGGCUGGACGUCAGUAUGCGGUGGCUCUCUCCUCUCAGACACCAGAGUGCUCACAGCAGCUCAUUGCUGGUGGGAUGGCCAAAACCAAGCAAGAACCUUCACUAUAGUCCUGGGUUCUUUGACGCUGUUCUCAGGCGGAACCAGGGUGGAUUCCACUGACGUGACCGUUCAUGCUUCGUGGAAUCCUAAUGAUAUUUUGUUCGAUGUUGCCAUGGUGAAGAUUGGUAGCGUUAGUUUUAACAAUAACAUCCAACCAAUUCCACUGCCGUCAGCAGCAGACGUAAACCAAGAUUUUGCCGGCGUUACCGCCGUCGCCUCCGGUUAUGGCAAGACCAGCGACGCUCAAAACAACUUCCCAACCACAACCUCUCUCCAUCACGUGACCCUGCAAGUCAUCACCAACAGCAUUUGCCAGCAGAGUUUCGAUGUGGCCAUACAUGGCAGCCAUCUUUGUACGAACGGAGCCAAUGGGGUUGGAACAUGUGACGGAGAUUCUGGCGGCCCGCUGACUGCUGUGUGGAAUAAUCAAAGGAUUCUGAUCGGUGUGACGUCAUUUGGCAUUGGCGAUCGCUGCCAAGGGGGAUAUCCGUCGGUAUUUAGCAGAGUCACGGCAUAUCUCAAUUGGAUACAAGGAAACAUGUAA
Cydia fagiglandana is the source of this 891-nucleotide messenger RNA. Its product is annotated as collagenase-like. Gene Ontology annotation, molecular function: serine-type endopeptidase activity. Bases 22 to 891 code for a protein of 289 amino acids. Lineage: Eukaryota; Metazoa; Arthropoda; Insecta; Lepidoptera; Tortricidae. The transcript has 5 exons. Gene Ontology annotation, biological process: proteolysis. The record is from RefSeq and is a predicted model, not a curated record.